CUGUCAGUUCAGUCCUGUGGUAGCUAGUGUAGCUGUGUAGCUCUGCUCUGGUCAGCUGUAUUAAAUGGCUCUACUAAUUAGGAUUACAUAAACAUGGUGGAUCUUUAUGCAAAGCCCCGGCAUGGGUAUCAGACCCGGGGGGGCUUGGCUCUACCAAUUGCAAACCAGGUUGACAAUGAGAGUGCCCAGAACGCUGUGUACGUCAAUGUAGCGGAGCUCCACAGAAACGUCUCUGAGUCCCCUCCCUCGGCCUCCUCCCCUCCCUGCUCUCCUCCUUACCUGGACUCUGAGGGAUGGGAGGUGCACACUGACCAGGAGAGUGGACAGGAGUACUACUACCACCCUGAAUCGGGGCAGACCACCUGGGACAACCCCCACAUAGACCCUGAGGCUCUCGCUGAGGAGCCUGUGUGUUCGUCUCCCUCGCCCUCCUCUCAGUCCCCCACUUCCACCUCUGUCUCCCCCCCUGCAUGGACCGCUGACUGGGAGCAGUGUUUGGAUGUGACUAGCGGCCGCCAGUACUUCUACAACCCAGUAUCGGGGGACACGUCUUGGGAGCCCCCAGAGCCACAGUGCCCCUAUCCCCCUCUGAUGGAGCCGCUGAGUGGGCACAGCUCUCUGGAGGAAGGGCCGCCUCCCCUGCCUGAGGAGGACUACCCAGCCGAGGCUGACCUACCUGAAUCCCUUGAAGAGAAGCCAUUGGCUUUGUCCCCAGUGGACCCUCACUCCUUCCAUAAUGACUACAACCCCAGCCAUGUGAUCCAGGCGGUCAUCCCCAGGGCCAGCAUGGACAGGAGCGCCCCAACUGGCUGGAACCUCAAUGUAGACCCUGAUGGAACAUGGGUGUUCUCCAGCAAACACUCACCUGAGCAGUGGAUCAAAUCAUUGGACGACAGAGGACAGACGUACUACUACCUGAGAGACGGCUCCAGAUCCCAGUGGAACCUGCCUGAGGCGCCUGUAGCAUCAGGCCAGUCUAAGGUGGGAAACGGUGUUGCGCUGGACGGGGGGUCUCUAUCUAUGAAGAACUGGAGACACACCAUGGGUCCAGCUCACUUCAGCUCAACCAUGGAGGAAAGGAAGUUCUUCCCGAAUCACAGAAGAAAUGCCUCGGACUACGGCAGCGAGGGUUCCAGUGCAGACAACUCUCCAGAGAUGGGGCAGCAUCACGUACAGAGUUUAGAAAAAGCUGGAAUUCUCAACAAAACUAAAGUGUCAGAGAACGGGAAAAGAGUAAGGAAAAACUGGGCCCAGUCAUGGACGGUUCUUCACGGAGGGGUUCUGACCUUCCACAAAGACCCCAAGUCUGCAGCCACAGGAGCCUCGAACAAGACCAAUCAGAUCACACCAGAGGUCACAGUGGAGCUACGAGGUGCAACGAUUGGCUGGGCUCCCAGGGAUAAAUCCAGCAAAAAGAACGUUGUAGAGUUGAAAAACAAAAAUGGUGUUGAGUUUCUGAUACAGUACGACACUGAGAGUAUCAUCAACGACUGGCACAAAGUUCUAGUCGACACCAUUCGACAGCUGGACCAGGAUCACCACCAAUCUGAGGAGGAGGACGGGGACAUCAGUGAGAAGUCCUCCGGUACAGACAGAGAUGACAGGUCACCAGGCACCCUGGACAAGAGGAGGAUGUCUUCCAGACCGAGCACGGCCACCUCCUCUGGGGGAGAGACAGAUCAGAAGAAGGUUCGUACCAAGCUGAUCAAUUUCCUCCUGAAACGACCCACGCUGCAGUCCGUCAAGGAGAAGGGUUACAUCCGAGACAAUGUGUUUGGCUGUCAUCUGGCUGCACUGUGUGCCCAGGAGAAAACUACUAUCCCAAGCUUUGUGGAGAAAUGUAUCCGAGCAGUGGAAAAGAGAGGUCUGGACAUGGAUGGACUCUACAGAGUCAGUGGGAACCUAGCUGUCAUUCAGAAACUACGCUUCAAGGCAGAUCAUGAGGAACUGGACCUGGAGGAUGGCCAGUGGGAGGACAUCCACGUCAUCACUGGGGCUCUGAAGCUUUUCUUCAGGGAGCUUCCUGAACCCCUCUUCCCCUUCAGCCACUUCAGCCACUUCAUCCAGGCCAUAAGAACUGUUGAUUACACCCUCAAAGUGUCUUACAUGCGAGAGCUGGUGGAGUCUCUCCCUCGGCCAAACCAUUACACCAUGGAACUCCUCUUCAGCCAUUUACGCAAAGUGAUAAACUAUGGAGAAGAGAACCGUAUGACUGUGCAGAACGUGGCUAUCGUCUUUGGUCCCACGCUGCUCCGGCCAGAGAUGGAGUCAGCCAACAUCGCCAUGCACAUGGUUUUCCAGAACCAGAUAGUGGAGCUAGUCCUGAACGAAUACGAAUACAUCUUCCAUUCCAGUUGAAACAAUCAUAAGCCUCUGUCAGUCAGAGGUCAGUGGUCAAUUUAAGUAAUAUUGCAGUAGGAGAAAAACCACACACUCACCACCAGACAGAGGGUGCAUCCAAAUAGUCUCUCUUUCUUUCUGAAGUGUGCACUCAUUCACUAUUCCCCACAAAUUUAAAAGCAUUGGAUUGGUGUAGGCAUGGGCUAGAGGGAGUUUACAUAUAGGCCUAACAGUCAUGUCCUUUCAAAUCAUGAAGGGAAGUGAACAAGUGCACACUUCAGGAGAAAGGAAAGAUUAUUGGGAAGCAGCCAUAGAGGAGCUGCUUGCAUUAGGCCUAGUUGAAAGCAAUGUCAAAUAUUUGCACUGCAUUUAUUCUAAUAUCUUAGUUGGAUAAUCAUUUGCCAAUUCAGAUUGUUCUCUGAAUUUCUACCACUUCACUGCAUUCCUUAUUAUGUAAAAUAACACACACCCUUAUGUCAUCACUUAUGUCAAGUAUCAAAACAUUUGUUGUUGCUAUAGGCCUACUUUGAAAUCUUCCUUUCAUGUAAAAAAAUUUAAUUCACAAUAACAUGAUUUUAUCUUAACACCCCAAUUCUCAAGGCAACCUGAAGAUGCUUUGAUACUUUGUUUUUACACACGACCAAACAAACCCUUUUAGAGGCAUUUUAAAGAUGAAAUCAAAAUGUUUAAAAGUUACUGAAAUGUUUAUCUGAGGUUACUGUAUAUCAUGUUUCUGAAUAGCCUAGAAGUCCUGUGUUAUGCUAAUAAUGUCUUAUUCAGUCAAUGUACAUUAUGUAACUGUAAUAUAGAAAUAUAUCAAAUAUGUACUACCCACAACCUGCUAUGAAUUAGACACCAACUUCCCUUGUACAGCUUCUCUAGAUUUUGUACUGGAUAAUCAGAUGCCACCCUUUUUAAAUAGGCACAUUUAGUAUUAAUUAAACAAAUCCUCAUUGUAAAUGAACACACAGAAUGAUAAUGACAUAUGGCUAUGCUAUUUCAUUAAGUUUGUUAGCAUUAAUAGAGUUGGAAAAGGCCAGACCUAAAUGAAUAGUUAGAAAGUUGUGAGAAGCAUAAUUUUUUUUCUUCUUCUGUACAUAGAAAUCAAUAGCAUAUUUAUGCUGUAAAUUACUGAAAAUGCACGUGUUCCUUUAAUAAAAUAACUUUGUAAAAACAUGUCAA
Messenger RNA from Salvelinus namaycush (lake trout), 3522 nucleotides. It is a transcript of the gene arhgap27, whose product is annotated as Rho GTPase activating protein 27. Lineage: Eukaryota; Metazoa; Chordata; Actinopteri; Salmoniformes; Salmonidae. The record is from RefSeq and is a predicted model, not a curated record. The coding region runs from base 94 to 2358 and encodes 754 amino acids. Gene Ontology annotation, biological process: signal transduction; regulation of GTPase activity. Gene Ontology annotation, molecular function: protein binding. The transcript has 17 exons. Gene Ontology annotation, cellular component: cytoplasm.